AUGAGAGAGGUCAUUAGUAUUAAUGUUGGUCAAGCAGGUUGUCAAAUAGGUAAUGCAUGCUGGGAAUUGUACUCCCUAGAGCAUGGCAUCAAGGAAGACGGCCAUUUGGAGGAUGGCUUGUCAAAACCUAAGGGAGGUGAAGAAGGAUUUUCUACAUUCUUCCAUGAAACGGGGUACGGAAAAUUCGUCCCAAGAGCAAUCUACGUGGAUUUAGAGCCCAAUGUUAUCGAUGAAGUACGUACAGGACGUUUCAAGGAGCUUUUCCAUCCAGAACAAUUGAUUAACGGUAAGGAAGAUGCCGCCAAUAACUACGCAAGAGGCCAUUAUACAGUGGGUAGAGAAAUAGUGGAUGAAGUUGAAGAAAGAAUUAGAAAGAUGGCCGACCAAUGUGACGGUUUACAAGGGUUCUUGUUCACCCACUCCCUCGGUGGUGGAACUGGUUCCGGUUUAGGUUCCCUGUUAUUAGAAAACUUAUCGUAUGAAUACGGGAAGAAAUCCAAAUUGGAAUUCGCCGUUUAUCCUGCGCCUCAAUUGUCUACUUCCGUCGUGGAACCUUACAACACGGUUUUAACCACGCAUACCACCCUGGAACACGCAGACUGUACGUUUAUGGUCGAUAACGAAGCCAUUUACGAUAUAUGCAAGAGGAACUUGGGAAUUUCUAGACCAAGCUUCAGCAACUUGAACGGGUUGAUUGCCCAAGUGAUAUCAUCUGUUACAGCCUCUUUGAGGUUCGAUGGUUCAUUAAACGUGGAUUUGAACGAAUUUCAGACCAACUUGGUACCAUAUCCAAGAAUUCAUUUCCCUUUGGUUUCCUACGCACCCAUCUUGUCCAAGAAGAGGGCCACCCAUGAAUCCAACUCCGUGUCAGAAAUCACAAACGCUUGUUUCGAACCGGGCAAUCAAAUGGUUAAGUGUGACCCAACAAAGGGGAAGUACAUGGCUAACUGUUUGUUAUACAGAGGUGACGUGGUGACCAGAGAUGUCCAAAGAGCCGUCGAACAGGUGAAGAAUAAAAAAACAGUACAAAUGGUGGAUUGGUGUCCAACAGGAUUUAAGAUUGGUAUUUGUUAUGAGCCACCAAGUGUGAUACCAAGUUCCGAAUUAGCCAAUGUGGAUAGAGCUGUCUGCAUGCUAUCCAACACCACUGCCAUCGCGGACGCUUGGAAGAGAAUCGAUCAGAAAUUCGACCUGAUGUAUGCCAAACGUGCUUUCGUCCAUUGGUAUGUCGGUGAAGGUAUGGAAGAAGGUGAGUUCACCGAAGCUAGAGAAGAUUUAGCUGCCUUAGAAAGAGAUUAUAUUGAAGUGGGUGCCGAUUCUUACGCUGAGGAGUUCUAA
This is a messenger RNA of Saccharomyces cerevisiae S288C, 1338 nucleotides long. It is a transcript of the gene TUB3, whose product is annotated as alpha-tubulin TUB3. Gene Ontology annotation, biological process: nuclear migration along microtubule; mitotic sister chromatid segregation; cytoskeleton organization. The transcript has 2 exons. NCBI's taxonomy places the organism in Eukaryota, Fungi, Ascomycota, Saccharomycetes, Saccharomycetales, Saccharomycetaceae. Gene Ontology annotation, cellular component: cytoskeleton; microtubule; tubulin complex. Gene Ontology annotation, molecular function: structural constituent of cytoskeleton; GTP binding. Bases 1 to 1338 code for a protein of 445 amino acids. The record is from RefSeq and is marked reviewed.